AUGCCAUCAUCCCGUCAGGACUUGCAAACCGUAAGGACAACGUUUAUUUUUUGCCUGAAAAAUCAUGGACGGUCAGCAUGAAAAAGAACCCUGUUCCUCAGCAACUUCUGCUUCCAGUACUCGUCCAAAGAGGCUCCCAAAGCGUCAACAAAAGACCCAAAUCUCAACAGAUGAGCGAGACGCUUCUAACCUAGCCCCUACUGCAGUAGUGCUUCUUAACAAGGAGAAGCAAGAACUGAACCUUCUUAAGGAGAAGUUGGAAUGGCAGAAGAAGAAGAUUGAAGAACUGGAAGAAGAGAGAGAUUUCCUUCGUGGACAGUUGUCUGCCCUCACAGCAAUGCAAGAAAGCAUGGACAACAAAGUCACUGUGAAUGAUUCGGAAACCUCCAAUACGUCAUCCAUGUCCUCCUCUUCCUCAUCCUCAUCCUCAUCUUCAACCCCCAAGAAGCGCAAAUCCAAAAAGAAGCACAGCAAGGCAGCCAAAAAACACAAGAGAGAGCACAAGACGUUUCGGCAGCGCGUACAAACACCGAGUGAAAUUGUCUGCCGCUACAGAUCCAUCCUCAAAACCUUGCCAAAGACAAAGACCAUGACCAAAGCGUUCCAGAAGCACGGCAUUGACAGAAACACUGUGGUGUGCACUUCAGCGAUUGGAGAGCUCGCUAUUGCAGCUCCUGAGGUCUAUGAGGAGACACUGGCCAAGAGGUCUACUGGAGAGACAGUGCUGGCAUUUGCUAAGCGCUGUGAGGCUGCUAUUCAGAAAGAUGAAGAAUUAAAAGAAAAAAUAGAAAUCAUGAAAGCUAAGGGUACCCUCCUCCCCAUGAGGAGAAACAAACCUGUUUAAUGGUUAUGUACACUUGAUUGUGUUUAAAGUGUAUUGGGCACACUGGUUCAAGUUUGAGUGAAAAAGAAAAAUCAGUACAUACAUAUAUCAGUAUGUGAGGUAUAUUUUUAGUUUCUUUAGGUUUUGUUUAGAUUUUGAUUAGGAUUCUUUGUUUAGGAAGACAUAGACCUUGUGAAGAUUAAGAUUAAGAGACUUUAAAGACUUAUUUAAUUUGAGUAUUGGUCAAUUUUAUUUAUUUUAAAUACAUUUUAUUUAUAUUUUUAUUUCAAAUACAUUUUAUUUAUACAAUUUAAAUACCAUGCUAAAAGGUCUAUGCAUGUUUAGUUAUGACAGUUUAAAUUUGAGUGCCCUUAA
Molecule: messenger RNA, 1198 nt
Organism: Astyanax mexicanus (Mexican tetra)
Lineage: Eukaryota; Metazoa; Chordata; Actinopteri; Characiformes; Acestrorhamphidae
Product: coiled-coil domain-containing protein 106-like
Exons: 4
Coding region: 65-844 (259 amino acids)
Cellular component (GO): nucleoplasm
Source: RefSeq, a predicted model, not a curated record